This is a messenger RNA of Plodia interpunctella (Indianmeal moth), 5950 nucleotides long. It is a transcript of the gene ERR, whose product is annotated as estrogen-related receptor. The coding region runs from base 460 to 1734 and encodes 424 amino acids. Gene Ontology annotation, molecular function: estrogen response element binding; zinc ion binding; nuclear receptor activity. The transcript is spliced from 9 exons. Gene Ontology annotation, biological process: regulation of transcription by RNA polymerase II. NCBI's taxonomy places the organism in Eukaryota, Metazoa, Arthropoda, Insecta, Lepidoptera, Pyralidae. Gene Ontology annotation, cellular component: nucleus; chromatin. The record is from RefSeq and is a predicted model, not a curated record.
UUCAAAUGUCAUUGAAAAAAAACUAAAUAACAAUUUCCUAACCUAAUUUCCAAGUUUUGUAUUCAUAUUACUUGAAGAAAUAUGUAUUUCGUUGAAAAAUAUUGCUAAUCACGUUAAAAAACAAUUUGGUACGAUAAAUUUGCUAUAUUAGAAUUGUGGAAUUUGAGAAGUUACUUUGAUCCCAUUUUGACAGAUUGACACUAUUCAUGAUAAAAAUACAAAAUUACCUACCUACAUAUUUUUCAAUAAAUUUGUAGUCAUUUGUUUGCAAGGAAAUUAGAAAAUAAAUAUUGGAUAACCUAGAUUGUCUACCAGAACCAUUAGAGUGGCUGCAAGUUUCAUGGAGACAAAGUGAUGUGCCAUCAACAUCAUUGGCACUUCAUCAGUGGUGAUUCUCAAGUGAUAUGUCAUGGACAACCAGCAAUUCAUAUCUAGUCCAUUGAGUUGUUCCAGGUGCAAAUGAUGUCGGCUGUCAGCGGGGAGCCCAUGUUGCGUCGUGUGAAGCAAGAAGCUGAACACCCCCCCCAGUACCCCACACCCGAACCUCAGCCGCACAUCCUGCACCAACGGCCUAUGCAGAUCAUGCAAGAGCAGCAACUAGAAAUCGAGACGAAAGAGGAUGUGAAAUUCUGCGUGUCCUCCGGAGAUGGCACCAUCGGGGGCAACACCAGCCCUGAACAGCAACAUUGUUCGUCUACCACAGCUGCAGCAGCCGCAGGAACAGCUGAUGAUGAUGCUCCUAGGAGGCUAUGCCUUGUCUGUGGAGACGUGGCUUCAGGAUUUCACUAUGGCGUUGCUAGCUGUGAAGCGUGCAAAGCUUUCUUUAAGAGAACUAUUCAGGGCAACAUAGAAUACACAUGCCCGGCGUCAAAUGAGUGCGAGAUAAACAAGCGGCGGCGCAAGGCGUGCCAAGCGUGCCGCUUCCGCAAGUGUCUGCGCACGGGCAUGCUGCGCGAGGGCGUGCGGCUGGACCGCGUGCGCGGUGGGCGGCAGAAGUACCGCCGGGCGCCCGACCAGCUGCAGACACAGCGACCGCAACUCGACGAUAUUAAGGUGUUGGAAGUCCUCACGUCGUACGAGCCGGAGUUGUUCAGUUGCGCAGCGCUGCCGGCCGGGGUCACUGACCCCACGGCCAAGACCCUGCACCUGUUGGCUGAUCUGUACGACAGGGAGCUGGUCGAAGUCAUCGGGUGGGCCAAACUGCUGCCAGGAUUUACUGAGUUACAUCUUAAUGACCAGAUGCGGUUGCUUCAAAGCACAUGGGCGGAGAUGCUGAGCCUCAUGACAGCGUACCGCAGUAUGGGGGGGGGCGCGCCGCUCCGCCUCCGCUUCGCUUCCGACAUGUCGCUCGACGAGCAGCAGAUGAGGGACAUUGGGGCUCACAGUCUUUACACACAUGUGGCGGGCGUGGCGCGGCGGCUGGAGGCGGCGGCGGCGCUCCGCGAGGAGUGCUACCUGCUGAAGGCGCUGGCGCUCGCCAACUCCGAGGCGCGCAUCGACGAGCACGCGGCGCUGCGGCGCUUCCGCGACUCCAUCCUGCUGGCGCUCAACGACGCCGUCGCCGUGCUCAGGCCCUACAACGCCAACGCGACUCUACAGCAGCUGCUGCUGGUCCUGCCCGCGCUGCGGCACGCGGACGUGGCCGUGCGCCGCUUCUGGUCCGGCGUCCACCGCGAGCGGCGCACUCACAUGAACAAACUGUUCGUGGAAAUGCUCGAAGCUGGCUUGCGGUAGGUUGUUCACACGGUUUGACAAUCACCUAUCUCGUGGUACGAGGAUUGUGAAGUCGCGAUGUCGAACGAUAUCUCGUGGUACGAGGAUUGUGAGGUCGCAAUAUCGGACGAUAUCUCGUGGUAGAAAGACUGUUGAAAUGUUAUAGAACGAUGUCUCGUAGUACGGGUUGCCGUUGAGGACACUGUGCGGCGAAUCUUAAUUUUUUGAGGUUGUUUUGCACCAGAUGGCAGCGCUUGUUUAAAGACAAAGGAAACUAUAGACGUUGGCGGACAUGAAAUAGACUUAGAAAAUCAUUAUACAAAAUGAGGGACAAAAAAUUUAUGAAAUAAACCUGUCCUUUUUGUAUGACAAUGGAAAAUGUCUAUAGUUUAUCUAUGUAAGUUUAACUGAUUUAGGAUCUGCGUAUCCUAACGCCCUCUGGUGGUAUAUUCGUCCUUGCGUGUAGACUUUAAAGUGGUUAAGUUGAACAAACUUUGAAGAUAUGCUGUGCCGGUGUUGUAAAGCUAUGAUGUACCUUCGACAGGCGCCAUGUUGGCUAAAAAUCUAUCGAGUACGAAACUAAUGAAAAUUAUUAAAAAAAAAAAACUAAUUGUGAUUAAAUAUAUUAUUGUUUGGAAGUAAAUUAGGAGUUAGUCUCGUGAUAUAAUUUUAUAGAAUAAUAAUGUUAUAAAAUUCCGUUUCAAACUUGAUAGUUGGAUGUAAAUAUUGAGUAUAGCCAAUAUGGCGCGCGCAGAUGUCGGGACGCGACCUUCUCACACAUAUCACUUCAAAUAAAUAUAGGCUACUUGUUUGUGGUGUGUAAAAAAAAAUUACAUUAUGAUUUACGUAGUACGUUAUUACUAUUUUUUGUGCUAAUAAGAUGCGGUGACCACUUUACAUCAGAUGGGCCGCCCUCGCCUGAUGGUAAAUGGUCGCAGCAUAUGGACGCAUAGCAGUACCUGGGUUGUCACACCUGCGUUGUCUACUUUACAGUCUGCCAAGAAAGUGCAGAAAACGGAUUUUUAACGAAUUAAAUUUUUACCAUUGCAAUACCAAAUACAAUGGUCAAGAUUGGUUGAUAAACACCCAGUGUUGCCGGCCAACAGGAGACAACGCCCUCAUUUAAUUUGUACACUUUUUGACUGUAUUUCUGGUAUCAGAUGUAUUAUUUAAUUCUUAUAUGAGUCACGAAUACGGCCAAUUGGCAUUUGACAAUUGACGCGUAACAGUCUACCAGUGUGCAGUUAGGAGAUGUGAACAAAAAAUAAAAGUGUUAGCAACAACGCACUCGAUACGAUGAUGUUCCACCACAAGCAACUACCUUAUUGCUUGUCCUACUUUUAACUACUAGUCUGCAUUUAAAGAGUGGAUGUAUUACAAUGGCUGUGAAAGCAAAUGAUCUUAUUUCGGAACGAAGUCGCGCCCCGCGUCGGCAAUGUACAAAUUUCGAUGUACCUAGUACAAAACUUUUUACAUUUUUGUAUAAGAUUAAAGAAAUAUAUCUAGUUUUACUGAGGUAAGGGCCGAGAUUAGUAUGGUCGAGGAAACUAUCUAUGGCAUAGACAAGUGAAGGUUAUCGCUCUCUGUGGAUCUUAGAGGCUGCUUUUAAAAUUCGCUGUUGCGAAGCAACCUAGUGUAGUAAGCUAUCAGUAUCAGCCGAAUGAGGGUAAACGCUAGCGAAUUCGCCGCUAGAGGCGCUGGUGUGGUGAAACAUUAGUUUUCAAACAUAUUUUUGGACGACAACCAUCACUUUUCUAUGAUCCGUGGACGAAGACUGCGCAUAGAUUGAUUUGAAAAAUCGAAAAUCAGGUUCUAUUUAGUUUUAAAAUGGCGUCGUAACGUUGACCGCCACCUUGUUAUGUUAAUGUAUUUUCAUUUACUAAUUUAAUAUCGAUUAAUAUACCCGAAUGGGUAAUAAGGUUUAUUUAAUAUUUUACACUAAGUAUAGGAAUAUUUGGCGGCGGAUAGUUUUAUAAAAGUGUAAAUAGUUUACGUCCGUUUUCAAAAUCGUUACAUUUUUUAUUGAAGGUACAAUGAUAAGUACAAAAAAUUAUAUUAUUAUAGUUUGUAGUAAUUGUUGUCAAUUAAUUUUAUACAAUGUUUAUACCAUAGACAAGACGGCCGCAAACAAUCUAGAAUUAUAUGUUUUAUUAUAUCUAUAAGCUAUUUGAUUGAAAUUUUAUACGACAUCACAAUUUUUAUUAAAUGUGGAGAUUAUAUGUAAAAUAAAUUGUGAAUUUACGUGACAGGUUGAUAGAAUAUAUAAAGUUAGUAUAGAUUUUGAACACGGGCGAUAGAAAUAGGAUCUCAUAUUCGCCAGUUGUGUGUAGUGUAGCAUUAUAGGUAUGAGCUUACUAAGGCAACAACAAAAACUUGGAUUUUUUGAGUUUUGAAAAUAAGAAAAUACAUUGCAACCGACAAGAAAACUAAUUUCAGUAGAACUAUACUUUGGCAAUAUCAUAGUGUCUUACAAUGGUAAAAAUAUCAAAUGUUGAUUGCUAAAUUAUAAGUAACUGGUUGACUUGAUAUAUAAUGUUUCCAGCCUAAAACCCCCAUUAAUUAAAACAUUUUCGGUACCCGUAGUUGCCGACCUAGAAAAAGCUUUCAUUUUCUACUAUUUCUACCAUUUUUUGUCUCACUAAAACCUAUUUUCGUGUGUUGAUUUUCGAAAAUGAUUUUUAUUAUGAGAUCAUGCGAAAAUAGCUCUGACUGGACAGCUAUGUUGGUCCCUUUUUCUCCGACCGUAUGCAAUGUUUUGUGUUCAUUUGGUUCGGUUGUCGCGAGACUGGGAGGUGAUGCAGCUUUGAUUAAAUAUUACGUUAAAAAAAAUCAUGGUGCCUACUUGAUUUUUACGGUAGACAUAUUUCUAUGUUUUAUAAAUUCAUUUGUUGAUUUUUUUGCUAAAAUAGUUUUCAAAUAUAUUGUCCGCCAUUUAUGAUUGAAGAUUAAUUAGGUAUUUUCUUUCUGUUAAUUGCGCUACACGCAGUGUACCUAAUUUUAUAUUUAUAAAUAUUUGAAAAACUGCGUAGUUAAUAUUUUCAAUUGGCUACUUUCCAAUGUGAAGUUUGUAUGACAGUAAUGUAUUAUGACGUCACGAUUUAUGGAGUCAAAAUGCAUUGAUACUUUUAUGAUAAUAAAUAAAAAUCAAUAACAGUGACAUUUAAACAAUGUGUCUGGCUAUUUUAAUACCGUUAUGUAUUUAUUUUUUUACAGGACAAUUAGCCAAUUCUGACAUUACAAGCUGCAUCAACUUCUAGACAUUUAAAAUUAUUUUUAGUUUAAUUUUGCUGAUACCAUAUUUUGUUUAGAAUAAAGACCCUGUUUCUAUGCAUAGAUAUAUUUUGUACAACUGUUCUACUGAACAAGUAGUGUUAAGUGUUGCCAUGCUAACGUAAUGUACCUACAAUAUUGUUAAUACAGAUUAUAUAUAUAUAUAUAUCACUUAAAUUAUAUGUACAGAAACUUAAGUAAAACUUGUCAAAAAAAGAUAAUGGUUGAUAUAAAAGUUGCCAGAGAUAAAAAAUAUUUUCCAAUGGUCCGAUUAAGAUGAUGACAUUUUAAAGUUUUUUGGACAAGGUGUUGAAUAUACAAUGGGACAGAAUACCUCUAUAACCUGUUACCAAGCAGAAUAUCACAGAAAAAUAUAUUUAUUGUAUAAAAACCUAAUUUAUCGUAAGAUAAUAUUGGAAAUAGGGAGUUUACUACACGAUGUGAAUUCGCGCCAUCUCUUUCACGUCUAUAAGAGGGCAAGAGAUGCCGCGGAGUUAUUUUAAGAUAGGGAAACCUGACUACAGUUUGAAAUUCCAGUGAGUUUUAUAGAGUUUGUUUCAUGAAGCUCCAGAUAAAAGUGAAUACAAAUUUUUUAACACCUACUUCGUACAUAUACGUUUUUUGGAUGAGAUGGUUAUUUAGAUAAUAUUUUUUUUUAGAAUGUAGGUGUUUAAACUUGUCCUCAGUUAAUUUAUCUUCGGCUCCAAGGUUAUGUAGUUAUUCUUAUGUUAAGAAUAUUUACGUUAUCUAGUUAAGUGGUUAUAAACUGUACAUGGCAGUAGUUGGUGUGUAUUGUAUUGUACAGAAAUUAUGUGCCAGUUAGUAUAAGUCCUACUCGUUAUCUAGCGGUUUUGUUACGGUGCUUGUUGUACUAUAGAUUAUUUGCAAUGUUUCUUUAAUUUUUACGAUGAUAAUGAAAAUGUCCAAAUUUUAUGGGCAAGUUGAAAUAAAUGCAGUUUUUAAUUUU